Molecule: messenger RNA, 712 nt
Organism: Centruroides sculpturatus (bark scorpion)
Lineage: Eukaryota; Metazoa; Arthropoda; Arachnida; Scorpiones; Buthidae
Product: kinesin-like protein KIF21A
Exons: 5
Coding region: 1-624 (207 amino acids)
Biological process (GO): mitotic spindle organization; microtubule-based movement
Molecular function (GO): microtubule motor activity
Source: RefSeq, a predicted model, not a curated record
AUGUCAGGCCGAGAAAAGUAUACUGAAGAUUUAGCUAAACUGACUUGUGAAAUUUCUAUAAAACAAAAAUUAAUAGAAGAAUUAGAAUUGAGUCAGCAGAGGCUUCAAACUUUACGCCAGAAUUAUGAAGAGAAGUUAAUUCAGCUGCAAAUGAAAAUACGUGAAACAGAAAUUGAGAGAGAUAAACGAAUUGUGGGUGAAGAUGGCACAGAACAGAUUAAUGAUAUGUUUCAUGAAAAUACAAUGCUGCAGGCAGAAAAUAACAAUCUCAGGACAAGAAUCAAAGCGCUCCAGGAGACUAUAGAAAGGUUAACAGCUCGUAACACUGAACUUCUAGCUGAGAAAGCAAGUGGACAAUGGAUAGAACCUGGUGAUACAAAUUCAAAAUCUGAAAUCACACAAAUGAUACAAGGUUACUUAAAAGAAAUUGAAGAACUUAGGGCUAAACUAAUGGAAUCAGAAGAAACGUGUUCACAGUUAAGGAAACAAAGUCAAAGGCCUAAAACAUUAUUUCCAUUGAGUCCUCAUGCAGCAACUGUUGCAGUAUCUGGCCAAUAUGCAAUAACACCAUAUACUGAUGGUAAUGUAGAUGAUGUUCUAAUGGAAGCAAAAACAGAAGUAUAAAAACUAAUUGAAUGCUCAAAAACAUUAAAAGAAAAAAGUGAAGAAGAAGAAAAUGAUGAUAAAUUAGAAGAAAAUGAAGAAAAAGAGA